Messenger RNA from Cheilinus undulatus (humphead wrasse), 6941 nucleotides. RefSeq names its product spectrin repeat containing, nuclear envelope family member 3 (gene syne3). The record is from RefSeq and is a predicted model, not a curated record. Gene Ontology annotation, molecular function: actin filament binding. Gene Ontology annotation, biological process: nuclear migration. Lineage: Eukaryota; Metazoa; Chordata; Actinopteri; Labriformes; Labridae. Gene Ontology annotation, cellular component: nuclear outer membrane; cytoplasm; meiotic nuclear membrane microtubule tethering complex. The coding region runs from base 365 to 3709 and encodes 1114 amino acids. The transcript has 18 exons.
CUCAUGUGACGAGCCAGAAUCCAUCUGCUUCAGGUUCUUUGAUUCUGUUUUUAAAGUCAUGAAAAACCCUCUAUCACUAUUUUUCGUAAAUUCCAACGCAAUUUCAGCUCUUCUGCACAGUUGUAGCUGCCACAGCGAGCCGUUCGCUGAAGUUUACAAGGUGUCACUGAACGCAGCAUGACUGUCUCUGUGUUGUGCCCCGCCCCCUUCGGCCUCAGCUCAACUUCCUGCCUGCUGCCAUAACUUCUCUGUUCACAACAGUACAGUAGGACAGUAUUCAUACAGCAGAGACAGCAAACACCUGAUGAACACGGAGCUCCGAUAGAGUCAUCCUGCUGCUCUACUUUCAGGCCUAGGUCUGGUCAUGACGCAGCAGGAACAGCAGGACUUCAUGGAGAGUCUAGAGGCGGCCCUCUCCUGGAUGCGGGCUAUCCAGGAGAGGCUGAAGGCCAACGACAACACCCAGGGGCCCCGUGAUGCCCUGGAGGCCCGGCUCAGGGAGACAGAGAAAAUCCAUCAGUCAGAGCAUGAAGGUCGUGUAAAGAUGGACAUUGCGCUGGUGGCAGCUGAAAACCUUUUACAGAGCGACGAUGAAGAGCUGAGAAACCAAACCCAUGCUAAGCUCAAAGACCUGAAAAGCCUGUGGGAGGAGACCAGCACCUACAUCAUCCACUGUCACAGUCGGAUCGAGUGGGUGUGGCUGCACUGGAGCGAGUACCUGAAGGCCUAUGAGGAGUUCGAGCUGUGGCUGACGAAGCAGCAGCGUAGUCUGGAUGUCGAAGUGGAGCUGCAGCUGGGGGUGAAGGAGAAGCUCUGGCAGGUGGAUCAGCAAAGAGUGAUAGUGAGCGACAUCCACGGGCAGGCGGCGCUACUGGAGCGGCUGCUGGACGAGGCUGCAGCACUGCACAACAGAACCCAGGAUCCUAGUGUGGAGCCGCAGGCCCAGGAGAGGCUGCAGGAGGCCUACAACGAAGUCAGAGACAGAGCGAAGGAGCGUCUGUCACUGCUUCAGAAGAUCGCUGAGGAGCACCAGACCUACCAAGGCUGUGUUCAGAGGUUCCAGUCGUGGCUGCUGUCAAAGACCAAGGAGCUGACUGAUCUGAUGGAGAGGGAGGAUACAGCCGAGAACAAGCUCAAAGCCUUACAAGCUCUGGACGACGUUGUAGCAGGUGAAGAGAAGACCCUGCAGCAUAUCGAGGGCCUGGCAGAGGGUGUGAGGGGCAACACGUCUCCUGCGGGGGCCGAGGUGGUGGUGGAGGAGGCAGAGGAGCUGAGGCUGGGCUGGCAGAGGCUAAGGCAGGGUCUGUAUGAGGCGGAGGACGGCCUGCGCUCCAGCCUGGACUCCCACACUCAGUACAUUGCCCGCUGUCAGCGCCUGGGAGAGGACAUCGGACGUCUCAGGGGGCUGCUGCAGGGACUGGACCAGGAGCUGGUGGAGGGCCGCGAGGCUGGGGACCGUGCUGACCACACGGAGGAGCAGAUGGUGGGACAGUGGAGGAAAUACACAGGUGUGAGGAAUGCCCUAGCAGGAGAGGAAUCCCAAGUGGAACUUUUGAAGGCUCAGCUGAAGGAGCUGUUCAGGUUCUCAGAGGACUCGAGACACCUUUCUGAUGACGUCCUGGCUGUGGUCAAAGAGCAUCAGAGUGUGAAGUGCCGAGCUACACGGUUGUGUUCAGAGUCAGAGUCUGGGCUGAGAAACAUCCUGCAGGACCCCCUGCUGGUCUACACCCAGUGGAGCCACAUGGUUGCCCAGGUUCUGGAAAAUUCUGCAGAGGUCUCUGACUUCUCCCACAUUGCCAUGUUGGUGCAGAAAAUUGAGCGUCUGCUGAAGGACAGCGUGCAGCUGCAGGAGCGUUUCAGUCAGCUGCAGGUGAAGGGUGACCUGCUGGACUCAGUGUUUGGUGCGGAGAGGUCUGACGGUCUGCAGGAGGAGCUGAGUGGUGCUGUGAGGAACAGAGAGCUGCUGCACAACCAACUGCAGCUGAGGAAAAAUAGACUACAGGGUUUAAUCUCAAGAACGAAGGACUUUGGAGAUGCCUACGAGUUAAUUUGCUCCAAGCUGGCCAGCCUCAGGGAUCGACUGAUGGCAGCAGACGGACUCCAGCCUGACAUCCUGGCAAAGAAAUCCCAGUCAGACCAGUUCAGGGUGAUCUUAAAGGAUCUGCAGGAUUGUGAAGCUCACAUCUCAGCUCUGGAGACACUGGUCUCGUCCAGUUCAAACAACAGAACUCAAUUUGAGAGACUUUGUGGCGACUGGAAACAACUGCACCAGGCAGUCAGGGGAAAGGCUCAUGACAGUGAGGAGAGCAUCGCAGACCACGAGAGCUUCCAUGAAAGUCUGCUGAACAUCGAGAAGUGGCUGAUGAUCAUGAAGCAGAAACUUGAGUCCUUCUACAGCCCGACGGGGGGCUGGAGCAUUGAGGGACGCCAACACGAGGCUGAGAGAGCGCUGGGAGAGUUUCCAGAGAAGGAGCUCCAGCUGCAGCAGAUGGAGAUCCAGGGUCAGGGCGUCCUGAAGAGGACUUCUGAGGAGGGACAGGUCCACAUCAUCCGGGACAUGAAGCGCCUGCGAGAGUCCUGGUUGGCCCUGUACAACAUGAGCCUCAAUAUUCACGGGCUGCUGAACAGCUCCAAGGAACAAGCAGAGGCUGACUUAAGGAGGGUCGGAGGCCUCUCACCACACAGCACACCCCUGACAACAGAGCUGAGUCUGGAGGAGGGAGAUAGUCAUGAGGCCGGGGUCUCCAAGAUCCAACUACCAGCAGAGGUGUAUGGACUCAUGGCGAGCUCCAUGGAGGGGGGUAAAGGAGAAGGUCACAGUGGUCAGAUCAGCCCUCCAAGGACAGAUAAAGACAGCAGGCGUCUCACGGGAGAUGAAGCCGAUUCUGCAGCGUGGAGUCUUCGCAGCCGAGCAACUCAGAAAGUUUUAACUUCUGACGGAAGUCCUGACAGCGAUAGACCAGCAGGGGGCCACAGUAUCAUCGUCACUGGAGACGGAGGGGGAGCAUCGUUCAGCACAAAGGUCAGCGGUGGAGAGGGAUUAAGAAUGAGCGCUGGUGAAGGAUUGAGUCCAGGAGGAGGAGCUUUUGCUCUGUUUAAAAGGGACCAAACCAAGAGCUCGUCAACACCGUCACAGCAGACAACGGGAGCCGAUGGUCAGUACAGCUCUAGAAGGAGGGAGUUUGAGGCCUGGCUGUCCAGAGAGAGUGAACUCCUCUCAGGGAUCCUCAGCAUGAAGACAGCAAAGCUCAAUGCUAAAGAACUCAAAAUCAGACAGGAUACACUCAAGGCUCUGAGGAACGGAGUGGCCUGGGGUCAGGAGCAGUUUCAACUGCUGCUUCAGGAAAGUCAGGGAGGAGAGGACGGUUCUGGACCCACAGAGGACAUCAGUCUGGAAGAACUCCGCUACCGCUGGAUGCUGCACAAGUCCAAGCUGAAGGACAUGGGCGACAUCAGGACCAGGAGUGGGGCUAAGAGAGUUCAAGCCCAACAGGAGCAGCCAGUUGUCGCAGCAAAGGUGCAAAAGAAACCCGGAUUAUGCUAUCGGGUGUGUCGUCUGGCUCUUCCUCUGUGGCUCCUCCUCCUCGCUCUGCUCCUCUUUGCCUUCCUCCUCCCCUUCAUGGACGAAGGCAACAGCUGCUCCCUUUCCAACAACUUCGCCCGAUCCUUCAACAUCAUGCUGCGAUACGACGGACCCCCACCAACAUAGGAAACGAGCACCGCCAAAGCUGGGACAACAUGGAGAAACCUUUGACCUCCAUAGUUUGAGUUUGAACGUUCCUACAUCUCCUCUCCCUCUGAUCAUCAUGGAGCAUAAACAACUGCUCUCAUCAUGUAACCACUCAGUGGCAUUUUAGCUGUCAGGAUUUACAACAUUUAAUACCAUCUCUUUUCUGAUGCAAUACAAUCAAUGAAGGAACCACAACCUCUAGAAGCACGCACAUCUGCAACCAACAUUAUUCAUUUUGCUUCAACAGCAAAAACACAUCUUUGAUUUAUGUGCAGCUUAAAACCAUGACCUUAACUUUGAAACUUAACCUUAACUUUUAAAUUUAACCAUAAACUCCCAUUAAGACUCCGUCAGGACUCAGAGCUACCAUGCUAAUGAUUUCAAAGUGUCUGUAGGAGCUUUAACGUAUUUAAACCAAAGUCAUCAUGACUAAAAAUGUCUUCCUAAAUGUUUCUUAUAAAUAAACUAAGGUUAGUUAAUCUAAACUCUAAAUGGCCUAACCAAAUUUCCAUCAUCAGUACUUCAUCUUAAUUUAAGAGCUCAUGUUCAAAAGAGCUUCAGUAUAAUCACUCACAAAUGGCAAACUAUGGGACGUCCUAUUACACAAACUGAAGUAAUCAUGAGAAGAUGCGCAGUAAUAGAACCAUUAUUUAUACACAAUCUCAGGGGGCUUUCACACCUGUAGCUCGUUUUCUUUGGUCUGAUUCAGACAACAAAAUGACCUGGCUUUUUUUGUGUUAGCACUGCAUUGUUGUAAAGUUUGCACAAAAGCAAAUCCCACAUAAGACACUUUUUAGUGUGGAUCGACUGAGCAGCUAGGGGGUGAAACAUCUCAUCACAUUUAGGUGAGCAGUUUUAUCAAAUGUUUAAAGCCACUCGCUUAAAAAACGAAACACAUGAACGACUGGAGCUUUCAAAGCUCUGCUGGUGUUGUGGUCUAGCUUGUGACCAUGCUAAAUGUUCCCCACAUAAUGAGACUUUUCUGGGGUGGUAGGGGUGGCAGAGGGCUUCAUUACACAUGCCUCGUUUAUUUUUUGAGCAUCUCUGCUAUUUUGACAGUAGGGUUAGGACACAGCCCUAUCCUGGUUGGAUAGACAGGACCAUUAAUGAGUGAAAGAAGUCACUUUAAUAAUCAUUAAUGGUAAUAUUAAGUUUUAUUGUUUAAUCUGAGGUCUCCUUCUUAUUCUGUGCUCCCUCUCUGCAGCUAUUUUUACUUGUACGUUAGUUAAAGAACAUUUUUUUUAAUGUAAAUAAGAUCGUGGGCCGAAAAUCAAAUUCCUUAACUUAAACUCUGAGCAGCUGCUGAAAACAGACUGAAAAAUAGGUGUGAGUCUGUGUCUGUUUUUAAAAGCCUCUAAUUUUCAGACCAUUCUCUGUAAUUUAGCUCUUUGCCUUUUCCUGAAUAGAAAUAAUCGUUAUUAUAACAAUAAAAACGUAUUGGUUUAUAAUUUAUGGAUUUAAUUUGUGUAAAGGCCACAGUUCUUGUUUAAAAAAAUGAGUAUUGCAGAUUUCUGUGCAGAUGAGAUGCAAUGAUCUGAAACCAGGGUCCUAGUAUGUAUCAUGUAUACAGGGAUAUUAAUAACCAGGUCUCUCUGUGUGCAUCUAAACACAGUAUCCCUCAUAUGAUCCUAACCUGGUAAACAGGACACUUAAGUACCUGGUCAUUAUGGAUUUGAAAAAAAGAAAAGAAUAAUGGACAGUAAAUCUCUGGGUGGCUGUGAAUAUGGGUGCUCCACCUGAGUAUCAUCUCUGUGUGUGAAACGCCGGCGUCCUUCCAAAGCGUUUCUUUGUUUAGUUUCCAGUAAAGAUGUAUGCGAUUAGCUAGUUUGAUGUUCCAAGGAAUAACUGAACUAAAAAGUAUUUGAAAGAUGUUUUUCUGUUGUGACUAACGUGUUAGCUCCCCAGCCACUGUGGCGAGUAAUUUUCCAAAGUUACUAGCCACUCUGAAUUUUCACUAGCCACAAUUUUCUUGUUGGAAGUACCGUUUUAUAUGAUUAAGGUUGACUGGGGCAUGAUAAAGUUUACUUGAACUAGAUCUGCUAUCCUUUGAAAUGUAAAUGAACAUUGUACUUCAAUCCUUAAAGUGUUUUUAUGUGGGAGAAAACACAAGAUAAACAACAAAGUUUGUGGUCUAAUAUAAAGUGGGCACAAAUCUAGAACAUCGCAUUUAUUUUGGGGGGGUGCCCCCUUUCUAUGCAAUAACCAUCUACCACUGUAACAGUGUUCACAAACACUGGCGCUAACAGCUGAGCUGCUACAAUGGCUAAUGGGAAUUGCCGCACUACCUGCCAAGGCUGAAAUCUACCUGCAUUUGGAUGGUUGACGAAUUUUAAUGCCAAGCCCUGGUCGUGACUACAGCAUCACAGACGAACGGCUAAAAGUCACCAGUUAACACGGUGACUAUUUAAAGCGUAACAGCUGUUAGCAGAGAAGCUAGAAGGAUGUAAAAGUAGAGAGCAGCUUGCUAAAAGUGAAGAGUGGUUCGAUCAGCUGAAUGAAAAUCUGUCAAUGUCCUGUGACACUCUGCUAACCAGAUGCUGAGGAACAUUAGCCUGUUGCUAAUUUUUAUGCUAAUUGGUGCUCAAGGACCAAAAGACUCCCAUUAGUGCUAGAGUUGGGAUAUGACCGUAUGACCGUAGCUUCAGUACUCGAGUACUAGUGAAUAAUAAUUACUGUAAAAAGAAUAAAAGGUAUGCAGCUCACCACAACUUUAAAUCACAGAUCUGAUUGAAAUAAUUUGCAACAUUAAAGUAACUUAAGAAUUUUUCAACUGAAUAAGUGUUACAAAAACUUUAACACGGAGCACUGUAGUAUGAUCAAGCUGAUCCGAAAUUUGUUAGGUCAUUGCUGUCAGCUCCUCUGCAGACCAAAAACACUUCUGCAAGAGAAAACCGCUAACAGUUAGCAUAUAAGUCCAUGCAGAGACCUGUCCAUGAAUCUGUCGUACCAACGGCAUCAGCUCACUGAAGCCUUCUCCUACUUCAUAUGAGGGUAUCUCCUCCCCAGUAGCUAUAAAGCAGUGGCUGAAUCUGGAUCACUGUGCUAAUAAGGCAAGAGACAUGGCUGGAGAGCAGGGUUGUCAAACCCAAUGACAGCAGGGGCUGAAUUCCGAAUUUGGGUCCAACCUGAGGGCUGAACAUGGUCAACAUUUAACCAUAAACUGUCAACCUUAUUUUCACCAGCAAUGAAUUGUGGGGGGGAAAAAAACUUA